UUGAUACAUCACAAUGUGCUUGCACCACCUGUGGCAGAUUGAACAAUAGGGUUCACAGGUUCUGCAGAACUAAAAUGUAUCGCUCACCGCUGAUAAAAUGUUCUGAAAGAGAGAUAACAGCCAUAAAGAUCCAGUCUUGGAUGCUGCAAAACAUAGAACAGUAUUUUUCUAGCUGUCACUUUCAAUGAAAGAGCAGCAUUGAAAAAGUUGAAACACCACUAGAACCAGAACGAACAAGUUUAAAUUCUGGAUUCGUCUAUGAAUGAACAUACGUAUGACAGCUUUGAUAUUGUUACGCAUCAAUGGAACGUCAAGAUUGCCUUCUUUCUGAAUUCUUAGAAGAAAAUCAACUGCAUUUGCUCUUGUUUUGGUGUAGGCUUUUACUCUCUAUGCUCAUUAAUAACAUGUUCAAGUAUCGCAUCAAUUCGUUUAUGAACUUUCUCAACCUUAGCUCUCAUGUCACUGGUUUUUCUCAGUGAUUUGAUUGAAGGGUAACUAUAAGCAGCGAAAUUCCUGGUUUUACACAUAUUUACCCUGGGCGUAACUCUAAGUAGGCGUUUGGAUAUGAACGUGAUCUGAACCCAAAUGCUUACUUAGAGUUAGUGAGUUUAGAAUGACGUGAUCUUAUCACUUCGAGUGGAUAAGAAAGAGUUCAGUUGAACAUACACGCAAAUGCGCCUGUAUGUUAUAAGGCAUCUUAAAUCAGACACAAUGAUAUUUUGGACCAAGAAAUGUAUACAUCUCAACAUUUUAUUCAGAAAAAGCAUCAGGGGAAAAGAUAGUGAUAAUCUCUAUGAUGUUUGUCCUACCGAUGCAACGCGUAAGAACGUCUUCAUAAACGGCUAUCCAUGCAAGAAUCCAGCACAAAUUACUGCUUCUGAUUUCAAAAGCUCUGGUUUGAGCAAGGAAGGUGACACGGAUAACUUUCAACGUUCAUCGACAACAUUAGUCACUGCUGCAGAAUUUGCAGGACUCAACACUCUCGGGUUAUCUGUUGCCAGGACUGACCUGGAUGUAGAUGGCGUGAUAAUGCCACAUGCUCAUCCACGAGCUUCCGAGAUGAUGUUUGUUGGCAAAGGAGUGGUGAUUGCUGGAUUUAUCGACACGAAAAGCCAAGUGUUCCAAAAGACUCUUAAACAAGGUGAUGUGUUUAUUGUCCCCAGAGGACUUCUACAUUAUAACUUGAAUUCGGGGUUCGAAUUAGCCACUGUGUACUCAGUGCUGAGCAGCCAGAAUCCUGGUAUGUUGAGUAUAUCAGAUGCAAUGUUUGCACCAGUUGUUUCGGAACCCAUGAGAGACCUGAUGAAGAAGUUGUUUUCGCGUUCAAACUUGGGAACAAACCAGAUUAAAAAUGUAACAUCGUUUCGUUAUUAAACUUCAUUCAUAACUUUGAGCAUUUCCGUUUCUAAUAUAACUCGUGCCAAAUAUUUAUGACAUUCAUCGCGAAAUGUAUAUGUAUAUCUGUACUGUAUAUGACUACUGAAUAUUAACUUUUCUUGAACUUUCAAUUGUU
This is a messenger RNA of Solanum lycopersicum (tomato), 1513 nucleotides long. Its product is annotated as germin-like protein subfamily 3 member 4. The record is from RefSeq and is a predicted model, not a curated record. Lineage: Eukaryota; Viridiplantae; Streptophyta; Magnoliopsida; Solanales; Solanaceae. Gene Ontology annotation, cellular component: cell wall. Gene Ontology annotation, molecular function: manganese ion binding.